AUGUGCGAGUCUUCCGGCUACUGGCCGCACUACCGAAGCUUGCGCAACCUUUCCCAGCCGGCUUCCUUGCAAGCGGAACUUGCCAAAGAUGUGAGCCGCUAUCUAGAUGCGCUUGCGGAGAGUGACAUUGAGUGCACCUUCCCUUGCAUACAAUUUUCCGAAAUGGUCGUUGACACGGCUUCACCCGUCGUACAACGAAUAAUGCAUGAAUUCACAAAUCGAGCGGACCGCCAUCGUCAGUUUGGCAAAGCAAAGGUGACUCUGUGCGACGACAUGGUCCGCUACCAUACUCGGGGCAUGUUGGAUUUAGUAUCCAAUGGGGACACGCCGGAAACGAUUGCUCCAAAAUGGUGGGCAUCUGGCAUGGUUCUGCCGUUGCACAAAUCGGUGGCAUACAUCCAGUUAUCUCAGAGACGGUGCCAAGUGGGCAUGGUUGCUGCAGAGGCCAUUGUGGCCAGGUUUUUGCAACAAAUGGGCGACAGGCUUGCACGUCAUGCUCCACAUCUUGAGGUUAGCAUUGAUUAUUUUCUUCACGCAACUGUCGUGCAACAGUGCCUUGUUGCAGCAUAUGCAUCCGCGCCCAUUCUUCCAGAUGCUGCAGAGGUUGGCAGCAGCAAUUGGCGUGGGAUAUACCGCCUGUUUUUGCAGGACCAACCCGCUUUUCCAGCAGGCCAAGUGUCGUGGAGGUACGCAUGGUCCAGCGAGAACGAAGAGCAGAUAUGGCUGCAAGAACGCCCAUGCCAUCUCGUUUGGGCACAGGCCCCAAGUCUCACGGCACUUGCACGGACGUUGGUGGCAGCCGCGUUUGUGGAGGCGAAGCGUGGAACCAUCAUGAUGACCAGGAGGCUGUUGCAAUCAGCUGCCGCUGAGUCCACAGGCCAUUCCCGUUGCCAUGUCGCUUCAACUGUGGCCCAACUCAUCAGCCUCUCAAUGAAGUUUUCAGACGGAGCUGACGAGGCCAAGUGCUGCUUGAAGAUUGCAAACUGUCUCCCAUGA
Messenger RNA from Symbiodinium sp. CCMP2592, 996 nucleotides. NCBI's taxonomy places the organism in Eukaryota, Dinophyceae, Suessiales, Symbiodiniaceae. The record is from the annotation of a GenBank genome assembly.